Molecule: messenger RNA, 1396 nt
Organism: Solea senegalensis (Senegalese sole)
Lineage: Eukaryota; Metazoa; Chordata; Actinopteri; Pleuronectiformes; Soleidae
Gene: tatdn3l
Product: putative deoxyribonuclease TATDN3
Exons: 10
Coding region: 94-906 (270 amino acids)
Molecular function (GO): hydrolase activity, acting on ester bonds
Source: RefSeq, a predicted model, not a curated record
CGCGCGCCCACAGAUGUGCGCACGCGUAGUCAUUUUGAUCCCGGAAGACGGUUUGUUUUGGUUUUUACAAUAACGUGACCUGUAUUUGUCCACAUGCAGGGCUACAUUGACUGUCAUUGUCACAUCUCCGCGGGGGAUUUUGACAAGGACUUGGAGGAUGUGAUUGAACGUUCCAAACAGGCCGGACUGUUGGCGCUCUUAGCUGUGGCAGAACAUGCAGGGGAAUUUGAAAAGAUUAUUUCAUUGUCACACAGGUUUCCAGGUUUUAUUUUCCCCUGCUUAGGAGUCCAUCCAGUUCAAGAAGUUUCCCCAGAGCAACAGAGAGGUGCUUCUCUCCAGGAUCUCGAUGCUGCUCUCCCCAUCAUAGAGAAAUACAAAGACCACCUUGUGGCUAUUGGGGAGGUUGGUUUGGAUUUUACACCCAGAUUUGUCAACAAUGAGACUGAUAAAGACAGUCAAAGGCAGGUCCUCAUUCGCCAAGCACAGAUAGCUAAGCAGCUGGAUCUCCCUCUAAAUGUUCAUUCACGGUCGGCAGGGAGACCGACCAUCCAUCUUCUCAAAGAACAAGGUGUCGAGAAAGCCCUGCUUCACGCUUUUGAUGGGAAACCGUCUGUUGCCAUGGAGGGAGUGAAGGCUGGAUAUUUCUUUUCUAUUCCACCUUCCAUAGUACGGAGUGAACAGAAGCAGAAACUUGUAAAACAACUGCCAUUAGAAAACAUAUGUCUGGAAACGGAUUCACCUGCUUUGGGUCCAGAAAAGCAGGUGAGAAAUGAGCCCCAAAACAUCCCCAUCUCUGCUGAGUACAUUAGUAAAAUCAAAGGGGUGUCACUGGAGAAGGUGAUGGAGGUGACGACGCAGAACGCCCUUCGACUCUUCCCCAAGAUAAAGUCAGUCAUCAGACCCUGACGCGGCCUUAAAGCUUCCUGUCACUGCUGUCAUCCAUUUCAGUGUGAACGUGGGAUUUAAUCAUGUCGUGUCAACAAACAAACAGAUUCAUGAUAUCCUUACACAAAUAAAGAUGAGAUAACAUUUUGAACACAAGACUGCUGUAUUUUCCCCAUGUACGCUACAUGUGAGUCAUCCAGCCGUUCACUCUGUCACGUAACAACAGCUACUCACUGACAACAUUCAUGCGAUAAUUUGUUUUAACGUAUCAUUGUGAGUAUUUUCAUAAAAUCUUUGACUGAGCAAAGCAGAGCAGUUAUACUAUUACCUUUGUCAUUUCCCCUGUCACUAUAAGUACUGAUUCCAACGUUGUUGCUCUUUAUAAUUAAAUAAUCGUGCAACGGAAUAUCAUGGACACAUGUACAGACACACAGAGUCUGAGUUGACUGUCUAGAACGAGACUUUAUCUCUGAGUGCUACCGGAUGCUGAAACAUGUUUUCUUUGUCAAAA